Molecule: messenger RNA, 818 nt
Organism: Nicotiana tabacum (common tobacco)
Lineage: Eukaryota; Viridiplantae; Streptophyta; Magnoliopsida; Solanales; Solanaceae
Molecular function (GO): protein binding
Source: RefSeq, a predicted model, not a curated record
AAGAAAUAAAGAAAAUCAAAAGAAGCAAAAAAUGCCGCAUACUUGUGAAUCAAAAGCUAUCUCGAGAAGACGACAUGAGCUGUUUUUGGAAACUGGAAAAACUCCUAAUCGCGGAAAAAUAUUUAUUGAAACUCAUAAAAGAAGCAAUGGAUCGUUUGUAAAUGAUGCGGCAAGGACUAUAGGGGAACAAAUUGAAUUGAAUAUGACUCAAUGCGAUACUAAUGAGUGUGAAGUUUCACCAAAUGAUGUUAUUGGCACGAUGUUAGGGGCAGAGCACUCCAGGAGAGUACGAUGUAUGGGUAUGGGAGCUGCUCCUUCAAACACAUUCAGGAAUAGCAAAGGACGACUUAGUGAUCCGAGUGCUUCUUCAUCUAGCUACAGUGCAUCAUCUGCAACAUAUAACCAUUUUCAACAAAAGCUUAUGCGCGUGGAAUCCCAACUAGAAGACACCUUAAAUGUGCUGAAGGUUUACGUGAUGUCAAAGGAAGGUUCGGUUCCAGAAGAAUUUGCGGGUCUGUUUGCUCUUCAACCACAGCCUAAUGAUGCAGAGAAUGAACUUACUUCACCAGUUGAUGUAAGAGGAUCAUCGGCAGAUAACAACGCAAAUCACUAAUCAAAUGCUUAAUGCUUUCGUUGUGGACUACGUUUGCUUUCUAGGAAUUUAAAUUUAUAGUGGUUGUCUAGACUUGUGUUUAUAUUGCUUUAGUUAGUGCUUAAUGUUUUCGUUGUGGACUACUUUUGCUUUCUAGGAAUUUAAAUUUGUAAUGGUUGUCUAGACUUGUGUUCAUUUUACUUCAGCUAAUGCUUAAUGUUUUUGU